UGGAUGGUAUGACAUGUUUGACGAGAUAGAGGGCUGAAGGACAGGUUGGGAAAUAGGUAGGAGGCUGAGUGUUGGAGAGAUGUGUAUAUAAGUACCGAUUCUACACUUCCUCCUGAAACCCUCAAAUUCAGAACACUCGGAAAAUCCGUUACAAUGCAGCUCCUCACUAUCACCCUCGCGAGUCUCCUCUCCUUCUCUUUCGCGGCUCCGGUUGCAAGCCCAAAACCCUGGCCUGCUGACCCCAACAUCGUCAAGCCAACCACCAUCUCCCAAUACGAAGUCAGCAAAGGUGCCAUCCACUUCAAUACUCCGCGAGGCAAAGUCCUCAAGACUGGCAACGGCCAAGACUGGACAACACUCAUCACCUUCGACAUGCCCGCUGCCACUGCGGGUAAGACCUGCGAGCUCCAUUUCAUCCUCGAGUCCGCAGCAACGCUUUCUGGCUCUGGACUUCUUGACGUGUUCACCAGUCUCGCGGCAGCACCAGGAGAGAGGACUUCCUGGGGACCGGGCAACCAGAGAAACAACCAUGUUGCGAGGGUAAAGGUUGCGCAAGGUGGCGAUGCAACGUACCAGACGGGCUAUCCACAGGUUGUGAAGAGCUUUGCCUGCCCGUCUGGGAAGUGGCCGAUUGAGGUCGUGGGUGUUUAUGAUAGGGAUGAUGUGCAGUGGGAUGGAAGUAUUUCGGGGGCCUACCUGAAGUAUUAAACAGGAAAUGAAAGGAGCAGGGAGAUCCAUUUGGGGUAACGUCUGAAGGGUAUUUUUAUUUCUGUUUGUACAUAUUUGAAAAGGGGGUCGAGAUUCUAAGUGAAGGGUAAAUUGUAGAGGCGUAUGGAUGACUUAUAAUGAAUGAAAACUAG
Messenger RNA from Lindgomyces ingoldianus, 860 nucleotides. RefSeq lists its product as uncharacterized. Lineage: Eukaryota; Fungi; Ascomycota; Dothideomycetes; Pleosporales; Lindgomycetaceae. The record is from RefSeq and is a predicted model, not a curated record. The coding region runs from base 154 to 708 and encodes 184 amino acids. The transcript is spliced from 2 exons.